Messenger RNA from Argiope bruennichi, 741 nucleotides. RefSeq names its product 33 kDa inner dynein arm light chain, axonemal-like. The record is from RefSeq and is a predicted model, not a curated record. The coding region runs from base 1 to 741 and encodes 246 amino acids. Gene Ontology annotation, cellular component: axoneme. Gene Ontology annotation, molecular function: dynein heavy chain binding. The transcript has a single exon. Lineage: Eukaryota; Metazoa; Arthropoda; Arachnida; Araneae; Araneidae.
AUGUUUCCGACAUCAUUAGUUCAAUAUGGUAGUCCUCAGAAGGCUAUGCAUCAUUCUACGAAAGUAGAUAUUGAAACGAAGAGACAAAAAGGAGCAAAAAUUGUUCCAGUUUACGCAGAUGAACAAAUAACAAUGGGUAGCACGGAAUUGUUGGAUGUCCUCCUGCCGCCUCGAGCCGUUGAAGAAGACGGUCAGUUUUGGUAUCAGUGCGUCAGCCGAACCCCUGGAACUCCCAGUGACCUGUUGCGUCUCCAAGAGCAACUGGACGCAGAACUGCUGCGCAAAGGAGCUAGAGAAAUUGGAAUUUGUCCCACAAGAAGUGAACUUUAUACACAGUGUUUUGAGGAGUUGAUUCGGCAAGAAGUGGUUGCUUGUCCCGAGCGGGGCCGACUCCUGAGGAUGGUUCAGCUGGAAGCGAAGCUGUCACUUUCAUCUGCAAGAAGCUGUUACGAAAGUGCUUUGGCAUACGGAAUCAAAAAGAAACUGAUGUCCAGCAAAGAAGUGUCUCGCCUCACGGAGGAAGUGACAAAGCUUCUAUCGAAAUUGUCCCAGAUGGAGACUGUUCAACAAAAUCUCGAACUUCAAGUGCCGAAAUUGAAAGAUGUUGGUGAGGCGCGCGAAAAAGAGAUACAGCAGAAUUUUGAAAAUGAGGAAGCAAAAAUCCGGAAGGAAAAUGAAGUUUUAGUAGCAGAAAUGAUGGAGUUUAUAGAGGUCAGCAUAGAGGAAGAAAAGCAGUUAUAA